UACUUUCUCUUCUUUACGCGUCUGACUCUUGUUGGAAUAGUGUAGGCCUAAUGGCGCCCGGUUGCAUCAGGUUCAAACGUAAGCACAUUCAUCCAAGAUAAUACAAAUAAUAAGGUUUUGUUGAGUCGGGCUGAUAAAUUGUUGACGUGCAAAGACGCUACAAACCCGUCGUUUGGAUCACAUUCAUGAAAUGCCAGCUCACAGAUUCGCCGGAGCUGUUCGCUCUAGAAUUCGACUUAAAAUCAUUAAAAAUAUUCCUAAAGUGUUAUUUCUAUUGUUUGUACUUGUGAUUUUAACUUCAUUGAGAUUAACUAAUUUAGCGAGAUCACAAGCUAGGAGAGCGAUAUUAGCCAAUAAAGCGGACUUUAUAAAACUUGCUCAUGACAAAGUUACUCUACCAAAAUUGAAAGAUGAAAUUAAAGAAAUUGAGUCGAAUGAAGAAAUCGUGGAGGUAAAUUAUGUUGAAGAAGUGUAUGAAGUUAUUGAAUGCUUUGAUAAUCCAUCGUCAAUCUUUGAGGAUGAUAGUUCAAGUAGAGUACGGGUUAGAAAAGUAUCUCAACUUGAGGAGAUAGACAGGAAAAGCUCCAGCCGAGUAAUUUCUUUGGAUACGCAAUUCUGCCCAGUAUGUUUCGGAAAAGAUCAAUGUGAAGAAAUAUCUGAACAUUUCGAAGGAGAACAAAGAGGAAGACAUUCAAACACACUUGUAGAAAUUAAAGGAACAUGGAAAGGUAACUCCGUGACUUUGACCAACUUUGGAAAUAGUAAACCAUAUCGAGAAUUCGAUGACUUGGUUAAUAAACUAUUUGGAAAUGAAGAAACAUUUAAGAAGCAUUUUCCAUUUCAACCUUUUAAAGGAAACUCCGUUUUAUCGAUGCAAAGUGUACACAAUGGAAUUUUGAAUGAUAUACAUGCAAAUAUAUCAAAUAACAUGUAA
Anneissia japonica is the source of this 934-nucleotide messenger RNA. RefSeq lists its product as uncharacterized. The record is from RefSeq and is a predicted model, not a curated record. Bases 191 to 934 code for a protein of 247 amino acids. Lineage: Eukaryota; Metazoa; Echinodermata; Crinoidea; Comatulida; Comatulidae. The transcript has 2 exons.